Molecule: messenger RNA, 1651 nt
Organism: Pyricularia oryzae 70-15
Lineage: Eukaryota; Fungi; Ascomycota; Sordariomycetes; Magnaporthales; Pyriculariaceae
Exons: 3
Coding region: 353-1456 (367 amino acids)
Source: RefSeq, a predicted model, not a curated record
AAAAAAAAAAAAAAAAAAGUCGUUGGACCUCGUCCAGGUCCGUGUAUUCUCAGAACCGUUGGGCCGGACAAUGAGGUGUGCGCGCAGUGACAUAAUAUCCGGGAGUGGGGGGUUCCAAGGCCGACAAAAAAGCAUAUUCCUUGCAAGUCCGCCGCCCCCUAUUUGGGUUUAAUUAUCGCGCUCGACGCGGCUCUUUUGGAAUCGAUUCCGGCAUCUACAGCGCCAGAAAAUCCCAAUCGCCCAACCCGCCCAUUUCGCAUCAUUCAUUUGAGCGGGCGUUUUCAAAGAAGGAAUCUGCUGUUCGGGGCUGUUUUCGAUCCAUACUGUUUGAAAAAAAGCAGGAACAGACAAAAUGCCAUCCGCAGUCAGACUCGUCCAGGCUCUGCUGCUGCUCCUGACCAGCAGCAACGGCGCCCUGGCCGUCGAGCAAACGGCCGCCUGGGUCAGCGUGGACGAUUCGGGUGCCCCCAAGACGCUGACCCCGGUUCUGAGCACCGCCAAUGGCCUCCCGACCAUCGUGUCCAACGCGGCGCCGCAUGAGAUCACCGCUACUGUGUUUACCAGGACGCAGCAUGGAUACAUCUCUACUAGCACCGGCUCCCCGAGCGUCUACAGCGCCAUGUCUGGCGGCUCCAACGGCCAAGGCGCAUUCCCGCUCUGCAAGGCUGCGGCAGAGGCCAAAACGCCCCUAUGUCUUCCCAAGGAUGGGUCAAUCUUGAACCCCGGGAUCACCUACUAUGUAACAUGGGACCCAACCUUUCUCAAAAACGCCACCAACACCACCGUGACCAUCACGACGACCUACUACAACAUGACCACGGCGCUCCUGGUGAACGAGACCAUCACCCCCUCUUCGACCGACGAGCUCGCCAUCCCCUUCUCGCGCGGCUUCUACGCCUGGCCGGUGGGGUGGCAGAUCCUGCAGCCGGGCAGGCCCGAGAUGAACGUGACCCUGACCCUGACCACGACGACUCGCCACCUCAACACCACCAUCGUGGCGGAGCACCACGGGCCCGUCGUGCUGGUCGAGAAGGAAAAGUCCUUCAGACAGCCCGACACCCCGACCCCCGCCGGGCCCGAGAUCUACAUCGGCCUGCCCGUCAUCCUGGGCUUCGUACUGCUCAUGGUGUUUGGCACCUGCGUCUGGAACCGCAACGCCCGCCGCAUCGACCUCGGCGCCCUGGUCGCCCGCAGCCGCCGCGGUCGCUCCGAGCGGGGUCGGGGUCGCUACCAGCGUCUGGGUGGUGACGACAACGACGACGACGACGAUGGCAAUGUUGGUGGCCGUGGUGGUCGCUCGGGCAGGCGUCAGAGGAAGGAGUCGAUCAGGCUCAUGGAGUACGACGAGGGCGAGGAGAUGGAGUCAGGCCGCUUCGGCAGGCGCGACAGCGUAGACUCGCUCGGCAGCUUGGCCGGUAGCCCUGUGCGCCAGACGCGGAAGAGACAUGGUGACUGAGUAUUUGGACGGUAUUAUGUCGGAAACUUAUCAAAAAAUGGCUCGUUUGCUUGAGAAAGCGUGGUUUUUUCAGCACCAGACAAUAAGUGUAGUUUUCUAACAAACUCCGCCAUGUACAAUCAGAGAUUCACACCGUGAUUAAUGCAUAAUCCUUUUUUAUAUAUACUCUUUUGGAUUGUCUGAGUCAAGGAGCAU